AUGGCUAAAACACUUACAGACCAGGUCGCCGUUGACCAAGUAAGUGACGGUGAGUAUGUCUCGAGACGGAAUCCCGUCCGAAUGGGUAACGCUGCGCCCAUCGCCUACGGAGGCUGCACAGCGGGCGUAGCUGUCAACGCUGCAUGCCAUACAGCACCUCCUACAAUGUCACUCUACUCGGUUCUCGGACACUUCCAUGGUCCUGCCUCGACAGAAAAGAAACUGUACUGCAGCGUCACCAACAUCAGAGAUACAAGGACGUUCGCGACGCGCAGAGUACAGGUCAAGCAACAGCAGGCUAAUGGCGAGUUUCGCGUCUGCAUGGAGGUCUUGGCGGAUUUCCACGUUAAUGAGACGUCCGACUUUGAGUAUUCUGAGGCGACAUGCUCAAAGUGGCCGAGGGCGGAGGAUUGUCCAGACUUGGAGACACUUAUUAAAGACCUUUCAGACAAGGGUAACAUCACUGGGGAUCAAGGCAAGAUUGUCGCCGAGACCUUCGCUGCAAACGCCGACUUUUUCGAGACGAGAUACUGCACAGAUGGUGUCUCAGCCCAGAACCUUACAGGCGUCGCCAAAACCACCGUCACAACACAGGACGACCGCUCAAUCACCGAAAAGGUCUCCGCGGAAUGGCAACGUGCUCGCGAACCACUCAACACGUACAUCGACAAUAUGAGCGUGCUAGCAUUCUUAAUGGACGGCGCCCUUUCGUUUUUACCGCUUACGCAUAACCACAUGUGGUUUGACGACACGACCGCCUGUUCCACGCUGGACUUUGCGCUACGCAUUUUUGUGCCGGAGAUUAAGAUGAAUGAGUGGUAUCUUAGGGAGCGCAAGACGUCGAGGGGUGGUGGGAACAGAACUUAUGCGGAGGGGAAGUUAUUUGAUAAGCAUGGCAAUUUGAUCGCGUCGAAUACGCAACAGUCUAUUAUGAGAUUGAGGAAGGGUGUUGUUGUACCAAAGCUAUAA
Fusarium venenatum is the source of this 969-nucleotide messenger RNA. RefSeq names its product thioesterase-like superfamily-domain-containing protein. Gene Ontology annotation, molecular function: fatty acyl-CoA hydrolase activity. Gene Ontology annotation, biological process: fatty acid catabolic process; acyl-CoA metabolic process. Lineage: Eukaryota; Fungi; Ascomycota; Sordariomycetes; Hypocreales; Nectriaceae. Gene Ontology annotation, cellular component: peroxisomal matrix. The record is from RefSeq and is a predicted model, not a curated record.